UCAUCUCUUUUCUGCCCGCCACUAACUAAGCUAACUUGUCGGCGGUUUCUUUGCAAAAUCCACAGUUUCUGUUUGUAUUUUGCGUUAAGAAUUAGUUCCACUGCGAAAAGCAAUGGUUGACGAUGAAUCAAAAGCUGCUGAGCAGUCAAAAGGGCCGUGUGUCUUCAAAAAAUUCACUCGCAAAGCUGUAGCACGCAAGCGGCACGAUAGUGAUGACGAAAAAGGAAAUUUAAGUGGAGACAGUGAUAGUGGUGAUGAGUCUCAGGUCGUCAGAAAAGAGAAGAAGCGUCGGCUUGGAAAUCCUUUGAUCCAAUCGUCGAAUAGUGCCAAACAACCAGCUAAAAGGGCGAAAUGUGACUCUAGCAGCAGUUCUAGCGAGGAGGAAGAAGCAGAAAACAAAGUGGGCGUUUCCUACAAGUCUCGAGGGGCGGCUUUGAACGACGGCCCAAAAGACCAAGGUGCCACUGCGACGCUGGAAACAGAAACAGAUUUCUCUCGAGACGCCCAAGCCAUCUACGAACGUUCCUUGGCCGUCAACAAAGAGCUGAAGGGAAAGGAAGACGAUAAAGUCUACAGAGGAAUGGCAAAUUAUGCUCAAUACUAUGAGAAAAAGGACACUGCUCAAGGAAAUGCGGCCAGUGGCUCUGUGAGAAAAGGUCCCAUCCGAGCGCCCACUAAUUUGCGUGCGACCGUCCGAUGGGAUUACCAGCCCGAUAUUUGCAAGGACUAUAAAGAGACCGGCUACUGCGGCUUCGGAGACAGUUGCAAAUUCCUGCACGACCGUUCGGACUACAAAUUCGGCUGGCAGUUGGAGCGCGAAGCAGCCGACGGAAGCUACGGCGCUGACGACGAUGAUCCUUCCAAGUACGAAAUCCACUCCGAUAACGAAGACUUGCCUUUCAAGUGCUGGAUUUGCAGGGAUUCGUUUAAGAAUCCAGUCAUGUCUAAGUGCAAACACUAUUUCUGCGAGAAAUGUGCGUUAGAGAAUUACAAGAAAACGUCAAAGUGCGCCGUGUGUAAUGCGCAGACCAAUGGUGUAUUUAAGCCGGCAAAGGAUAUCAUCGAGCGCAUGUCGAACGCCGCCGAAGAGACUAAAACGCAAAAGGCCACCAACUCGGACUCUCCACUUGAUUCUGAUUCUGAUUAGGGUUGGUGAAUUAAAGUGCAAAUCGAUUUUUAACAUUAAACAAAAAUAUAGAAGCGA
Messenger RNA from Cloeon dipterum, 1204 nucleotides. RefSeq names its product RING finger protein mdlc (gene mdlc). Gene Ontology annotation, molecular function: metal ion binding. The transcript is spliced from 7 exons. Gene Ontology annotation, cellular component: U2-type spliceosomal complex. Bases 113 to 1147 code for a protein of 344 amino acids. The record is from RefSeq and is a predicted model, not a curated record. NCBI's taxonomy places the organism in Eukaryota, Metazoa, Arthropoda, Insecta, Ephemeroptera, Baetidae. Gene Ontology annotation, biological process: snoRNA splicing.